Molecule: messenger RNA, 2895 nt
Organism: Drosophila kikkawai
Lineage: Eukaryota; Metazoa; Arthropoda; Insecta; Diptera; Drosophilidae
Product: dynein regulatory complex protein 1 homolog
Biological process (GO): axonemal dynein complex assembly; cilium-dependent cell motility; regulation of cilium movement
Cellular component (GO): axoneme; axonemal dynein complex
Source: RefSeq, a predicted model, not a curated record
CGUGUCCUCAUGCAAUGGGUCAAUGGGGUCAUUUAGAAUUGGAAAUUUUCCAUUAACUUCCAGUUUAACAUUUGCAUACUCUUAUGACGUCAGCUAGUUUGUUAGAAAGAGAGGGGAACUAUAUGUAUAUCGAUAUCCGAUUCCGAUUUUUGCCAACCGAUCACUUUCUCUUUGGAGAGUUGGCAGCCCUAAUUGCUAAAUAACAAAGUUUGGUAAAUAAUAAACAACAUCCGGCGAAACAAUGGCAGCCAAGGCAACAGUGCGGGUCCUUCGAUCAAACUUCCAGUCAACCCAAGCCAGUUGUGGUGUGAAAAAGCACAGUUCCUUGAAAUUCAAGAGGUUUUCCCCCAAACCAAAAUGGAGGAGCUGAAAUUAAAGUACCAGGAGAUGACCAGCGACUUUCUCAGGAACAGUAGCAGCCGCAGCAGCAGCGAGGAGAAAGAGGAGGCGGCUGUAGGUCCCAUAGAUAGCUGGGAAUCCUUCAAUGAACGCGUCGAUGGUCUGAUCCUCAACGAGCACUGCGACAGUUCGGUAAAGAAGCUGGAAGACCGGCGCUUGGAGAUCCUCGAUCGGGUGCGCCAACAGUUCCGUGAAGCCCCCAAAAACUCGACGACCACAGAGCCGGCGCAGAAGGCGCCCAUCGAAAAGCAGCUGGAGGUGUCCGGCGAGGCCCUCGAUGAGCUUGUACGCUUCGGCAACGUUCUGGUGACCAAUGUACGGGUGGCCAACGAGCGACGCGAACUCAACCGUCGUGUCUACGAGGCCACGCAAAAGAGCCGGGUGCAGGCGAAGCUACAAGCCGAGAGCCUGGAGACAGUGGCCCGAUUUGCCGACAUCAAGGCACGCUGGAAGGAGCUGGAGGAGAUCAACGAACCGAUGAUGCUGUGGGAUCAGAUCGAGGAGCAAAAGAAGCGUAUUGCUGCCAUAAUGGGACGCAAGGAUGAAAUGAUAGCCGCCUGCCAGCAGGAGGUGAAUCGCAUGAAUGCCAAAUACGAGUUUGAUCGCGAGCGGCAGGCCCAGGACCUGUGCGGCCUGGUGGAGCGCGUGGACCACCAGGUGGAGACCCUGAAGGAGGCCUACAAGCAGCACCUGCUCCUAUUGCGUCACACCAUCGAGGAGGAGCGCCAGAUCUUUGCCGCCAGUGCCGUUGAGAAGUGGCGAACCUUUUUCGAUGCCAUGAAUGCAAAUUUCGAGGAAAAGGCCAACUUGGUGCGUUCCCGAGAGCAAUUCUAUGCCCGCCAGACCCAACAGAUCAACGAGUCCCAGGAGGAGCUGACCAAAAGCACACGCAUCCGGCUGGAGAAGGAGUGCGAGCGCCUUGAACUCGAGCUGCGUCGCACGCGCGACAAUGUCUUGAUGAACUCCGAGAAGCUGGACUACAACUACGAGGUUCUGCAGAAGCGCAACGAGGAGAACGCCAUUAUCAAUGGCCAGCAGAAGCGGCGGGUGGCCCGCCUUCAGGAGGCCAUUGGUCGCACCAGGCGCGGCCUACGUGGUCACUGCCUCACCGGCAAACGGAACAUUGCCCGACUUUCCGGCGAUAUCUACAAGCUGCACGCCAACAUCAACGACAUGGAGGCCAAGGCGCAUCAGGCGCGACUCAACAACCGCGAAAAGUUCGAUCGGAUCUGGGACAUCAACUACAGAGAGCUCAGCGUCCUGGUGGAGCGGAUCUAUCGCAUCGAUCGCACCAUUCACGACCAGCAGCUGGCCAUGCCCUGGCUCCGGCCAGUGCCGCCCAUUCCCAAUAUAAACCAGGCCAAGAUGAGGCCAAAUAAUGUACUCCAAAAGUUCGAUAUGCGUAUUGGGAGGCUGCCCAAGAACCGAUCGCUGUCAAGUGGCGGAAGAGGAGCCUCCAGUAAGCAGCAUCGUCCGGAUAUCAAGGAUUUGCCGCCGGAUUCUCUACGCCUGAUGCGCACCCUCAUCCGUCAGCUUUCCGAUCGCGGCGGUUUCCUAAUCGAGGAGCGUCUGCUGGAGAUUCUGGAGCCAUAUUCCGAGGAGGACAAGUGCCUGGUGCGCAUUGACAACAUCUUUGCGGCUUUGCAUAUUCGCCAUUUGCGGGAUGUGCAGGAGCUGACCAGGAUGUUUCUGCCGUACACUUACUGCCCCACCUGCCAGCCGGAGGGCUUGAGUCCCCGCAAGUGUGCCAAGGUCUUUCUUAAAGAUCGGAAACCCUUAAGAGACCAAGAGCUGCACAGCGACCACAGCGAAGAGGAUUCCCCAAGAGAUUGUCCCAAUCACUACCUGGUCAUGGAGCCGGCUCUCUGCCUGCAUGCCAUGAACCUUUUCACCACCAAAAUGCACCAGCAGAUGCAUGAACAGGAACGCAGCGGAGUCAGCAGCAGCAGCCGUCACAUGGUCACUCCCCUCCAGAUUACGGAUGCAGAGAUCCGUGACUUUUGGCGGCAGUUUGCAGCCUGCUUUCCACCCGCAAAGCGCAAGCUGUGGAAGACCCUGGAGCACGGGCUGAAUCACUAUGUGGAGGUGCUCAAGAUGCGUGUGCAGUACGAUGCCGAGGUGGUCUUCCUGCGUCGUCAGAACGAGGAGCUGCGCCACCUGCUCCAGAAGUUCACCGUUCAGAUCUGAUGGGGAUUUGGUUAUGCCGGAAUCAUAAACCCCAUGGAAAUCGCACUUGAUUGCUGUUCAAUGGGGUUCGUAAAUGAAUAUUUAUACAUUUAUGCAAGGGUAAUUGCACCUCAAGUCGUGGCUUUUGGCUUGCCAAGUGUACGGCAGGGCAGGGGCGGUGGCUUAAGGUGUUUUUAUCGUCUCAGGGGGGGUCACAGUUAUUCAAAGAUAAUAAGGGAAAAAUAUAGUAAAAGGGGAAUAUACUUUUGAAGGGGGAAACAUAGUUAAUAAUACAAUUUUUAGGAUGCAAAAAAAAUAUAUUUAAAUAAA